Pangasianodon hypophthalmus (striped catfish) is the source of this 2061-nucleotide messenger RNA. Its product is annotated as KIAA1191 ortholog. The coding region runs from base 379 to 1335 and encodes 318 amino acids. The transcript is spliced from 9 exons. Lineage: Eukaryota; Metazoa; Chordata; Actinopteri; Siluriformes; Pangasiidae. The record is from RefSeq and is a predicted model, not a curated record. Gene Ontology annotation, cellular component: cytoplasm.
UCUAUACCGGUCUGUGUUUUCAAUCACACACAGCUAACGGGAAGUUAUGGCAGAGAUAAAAUCCGGUGCUACGCAAAUCCCUUGUUUGUGUUUUAUAAGAGCUCUAUUUCGUUUGUUCUCGCUACAUGGUUUGAAUUGUUAGCUACUGAAGUGGGAGUAGCUAGCUCCUGAAACAUCUGGCCAGUUCUCUCCCUGUGCUCCUUUCAGUAUCCCACAAUGCUCAGCUUGCAACCUUCAGCUUGUGUGACUCAGCAGGAUCCUGCACUAUAGCAGCAGUACCUCAGGCCUCAACCCCCUGCACUGACAGGUGGGAGCCAGUCUGCCAGUUCCUACCUUUUCCCACAUUUCUGCUGAACACAGACUCUGUCCUGAGUAGUCAUGGUGUCCAGACCCGGAGACAUUCCAGCCCUGGAGGCGGGCUCUGGGGUGAGCGAGGGUCUGCUGGGGGGCAUGUCUAUCCCCACGGGGAUGACCCGUCGAGCCCUGAACUACGAUGACAACCUGGAGCGGCCCAUGUCUCCACCCAGUGACAUCAACAUCACCAACCUGUGGAGGAGGCCCGUCAUUCCCGAGAGGAAGUUCUCCCGACUGGCUGAGGAGGCUGAAUCAGAAAACACCAUAAAGAACACCUCUGCGCUUGAGCCCCACCAGCCUCCAGCUCCUGUGGUGAAAGCCAAAGCUUCUUCAGUGCUCAUGAACUCCCUCAUCAUUAAGCAGACCCAGGAGAGCAUGCAGAGUUUUGAGAAGAGAGCAGGACUCACUGACACAGGCUACACACCACACAAGGGCCUGGCUGCUGAAGAAACCCACUACCACCGCAUGGCUCAGUCCCUGCAGAAAUUGCACAUGCAUACUGUCGACUUUAAAGAGGAGAAGCAGUCAUCCUCUGCUCAGUCUACACCAACAGGAACUCCUCAGUCGUCCCCCAAACAGAAGCGCAGGAGCUGGUUCAGCAGCCAGGGCUCAGUGGCCUCCCUCACAGGCUCAGAACUCAGCUCCAGCUCUAGCUCCAGCAUGGAUCUGGGAUCCAGCGAGGGAGGUGUGGAACGCUGGAGCAUAUUUGGACCCCGGCCUCAGGUCCACAAGUCCAUCACUGACCCUGGAACAGACCACGGAACAGCAGGGGGUUUCGCCUUGCAGUCCUAUAAGGGUGCCCAGAAGCCCACCCCCAUGGAGGUGAUGAAGGUUCAGGCCACUCGGCUGGCCGAGGACCCCGCCACCUUCACAGCUCCACCCAAGAUGGAGAUUCCCAGCGUGGAUGGCAAGAAGCAGGUGACGCGGCCCCACAAGCUCAAACCGCGCGACAUGAAUGUUCUGACGCCAUCGGGUUUCUGAGAACCCAUCGCAGACACACCUCACAUUUCAGCAGUGCACGCUCUCAACAUGUAGCUGGACUACCCUGCUGUUUUUCCUUUUUAGUUUUUUUUUUUUCCUCCCCUUGCUUAAAACUAGUCAUGAUUCAUAAUGACAGCUUUCCUCUUGUGUCUUGUGUAAAUGUUAAGCCUCGGAUUAAGACUGUGUAAUGAGGUGCAAUGUUUUUUGUUUUUUUUUGCUUCCCCCCCCCCAGUUUGCCUCCUUGUGCUUCAGCCCUUUUAUGUGCGUACUUCUAGUAUAUCGUUUUCAUCUGGGUGUGUGUUUCUUCUAUUCAAAAAAAAAAAAGAAAGUCAAAUUACCUCUGAUUUACUUCUUUAAUCCAUACUGUACUAGCUUCAUGUUUUGGGUGUAAUCAUUGGCUGUGCGUGUUCUAUAGUUCAGCGGUGAGUUGAUGGUUGGUAGACGCCUAGUUUUCUACCUUGUGACUUGCUGUAACAUCAUGAUGGCUCUGUGGUUGUAAAAUGUCUCAUAAAUAUGUCUCGGAGAAAUACACAGUAUCUUUAGACUAGUUUUCUCAUUGCAGUGUCAUAUAUGAUCCACAAGAAGGCACAAUUUUUCCUUGGCUGAGUAUUCAUUUUUAGUGUUUAAUGUUGAUGUAGCAGCUCUACAUUAGAGAAGUGUUUUAAUUUUGUCUAAAAUUUCUGUUACAGCUCAGAAAGUUCAAUCUGUAAAUAAACCCAAACACAA